AUGCCUCCGAGGUAUGUUCUGACUAGCAUUCUGUGCUCGUUUGGCGGGUUCCUAUUCGGAAUCGACACGGGCAUCAUCGGCCCCGUCACCGUUAUGAGCUCGUUUUCCGCCCAGUUCGGCCCGCUGUCGUCAACUGUUCACGGUCUGGUCGUUUCAGCCAUUCUGAUCCCUGCUGCCCUUUCGUCUUUCUUUGCGGGAAAGGUAGCCGAUUUCCUUGGCCGGCCCAAGGGGAUCAGUAUCGGGGUUUUGAUUUUUGCUCUCGGAGCAGCCAUCGAGGCCGGAGCUGUCAGUUUGGGAAUGUUCAUUGCCGGAAGAUGCAUCGAGGGGAUUGGCGAGGGGCUAUAUUUAGGGACCUUGGUAGUCUAUAUUUGCGAAAUCUCCCCGCCUAGUAAACGAGGACCACUCACCUCGGGCCCUCAGCUACUGAUUACUCUCGGCCUUGUGGUCGGAUUCUUCACUUGCUACGGAACGGCCAACAUUAAUUCAUCCCUCUCGUGGCGCCUGCCAUUUAUCCUCUUAUCCGGCCUAGCUUUUACUUUCUCUGCCGCAGCACUGCUCUGGCUCAUCCCGUCUCCUCGCUGGCUCAGUGUACAUGGCCGCGCAGCCGAGGCAGCGGCAACAUGGGACUUUCUCGGUGUCAGCCAUGCCGAUCGCGAGAAGCUUGAGAUUGCUGAAGAGGAGGAGGAGCAAAGAGUCUCGGUUGAACUUGAAGACCCGCCAGUUAGACCGGCUGGUUCGCCUUCUGACAAAGACAAAGAAGCUCAAGUCACGACUCGUCCUGUAGAGAGUCACCACAAGAGUGCCUUCUGGGCUCUGUUUGCGCGCGAUGUGCGUGCGCGCAGUAUAUUUGCUAUAUUCCUGAUGGGCAUGCAACAGCUCAGCGGUAUCGAUGGAGUUCUAUACUACGCCCCCCUUCUCUUCCAACAAGCCGGCUUGACUUCCUCUGAAGCCUCCUUUCUAGCCUCGGGUGUCUCUGCGCUCGCCAUCUUCGGUGUCACUAUCCCGGCCCUGAUCUGGUCAGACAGCUGGGGGCGUCGACGCAGCACGAUCCUGGGUGGAUUCGGUAUCACAAUUGUCAUGUUUUUGAUCGGUGGACUGUAUGCUGGAAACGUAGUGCAUGCCGACACGGGGGCCGGCCGGUGGAUCGUCAUUGUGUCAAUCUACUUGUUCGCCGUCAUCUUCUCCCUGACGUGGGGCGUGGCUAUCAAAGUGUAUGCAGCGGAGAUUCAGCCACAGCAUACCCGUGCGGCAGCAACCAGUGUCGCGCACGGCAGUAACUGGGCGUGUAAUUUCCUGGUUGCGUUGGUGACUCCAAUCUUGCUGUCGCGUAGUAGCUUUGGUGCGUACUUCUUGUUUGGGGGUUGUAAUCUGAUCACGGCGGUGGUGUGUUUCUUUGCCAUGCCCGAGACAAAGGGCCGGUCGUUGGAGGAGAUUGAGGAGGUGUUCAAGAAGAAGAAUUUCGGGCCCAGUGGGUUGGCGAAGGGGAUUCGUAAUGCUUUUGGAGGGAGGAAUUAA
Talaromyces rugulosus is the source of this 1515-nucleotide messenger RNA. RefSeq lists its product as uncharacterized. Lineage: Eukaryota; Fungi; Ascomycota; Eurotiomycetes; Eurotiales; Trichocomaceae. The record is from RefSeq and is a predicted model, not a curated record. Gene Ontology annotation, biological process: transmembrane transport; carbohydrate transport. The transcript is spliced from 4 exons. Gene Ontology annotation, molecular function: carbohydrate:proton symporter activity. Gene Ontology annotation, cellular component: membrane. Bases 1 to 1515 code for a protein of 504 amino acids.